UUGAAUUUCCAUUUUUGGGCACUCGUCUUUUCACUUCUAUGUAGUAUAUUGUCAAUUCGCGCUCUCGGGACAUGGACUCGGCGACCACUUCUUGUGAAGCCGACGAGUGGGAACUUUAUAACGACGAUGGCUUCGUCUACAAGCGUAAGAAGCACCGCCUCGACCCAGCGGCCGCUGCACAGACGUCGAAUACGGAUCCAGAGGCGGAGGAGAGGAAUCGGAGGGAGCGUAAGAGAGCGACGCUGCUGAAACUGAAGGCCCGGUACCAGAGUGAGAUCGACCGGUGGGAGCUUUUGUCGGAAGCCUUGCGUGCAAUGAAGGAGAAAUCCCGUCACUGUGAGAGUCAGAGUUCGGUCAGACAGCAACAAUUAAGCGAACGAGAGGAAAAAGAGCUCACGGCGUCGUUCAGUUCUUCGUCUUUGCAUUUGCCUGAAUUUGUUAAUGGGUCACUAGUGGAUGAGCUCCUCUUGCAGGUGGAAGCCGAGGAAGCGGUAAUUCAUGAUGUCUCACAUCUAUGCGAUGUAGCAGAAGCUAUGUGCAGUGCACAAGAGGAACGAUUGAAGCAAUCUUUAAUCGAUCUUCCAAUAUGGGCUUCACCACAUGAGCUCAUUGCAUCACUGUGUGAUGAUUGAGUUUUAUCAGGAUGGGAAGGGAACAAUCGAAGCCUGUGGUAUGUUUGAAACUUCACCUGUAAGCUGUAACAGUAAUUUUAGUGCUCCAAGAAGAAGGCCUUGCUAUUGUAAUCCGUUGUCAUGUAGAAACUCUCUACUUUCAGACAGAUGGGAAAAACUUAUUAGAGUUUAGUGGUUUUUAAUUUUAGAUCAUGUGAUUUAUUAGGGGCUGUUGUAAUUGAACUAAUCAUCUAAUGAAUGGAGAGAAGAUGGAGAAUGCAUGAAGUAA
Juglans microcarpa x Juglans regia is the source of this 900-nucleotide messenger RNA. RefSeq lists its product as uncharacterized. The transcript has 2 exons. The record is from RefSeq and is a predicted model, not a curated record. The coding region runs from base 72 to 632 and encodes 186 amino acids. Lineage: Eukaryota; Viridiplantae; Streptophyta; Magnoliopsida; Fagales; Juglandaceae.